This is a messenger RNA of Monomorium pharaonis (pharaoh ant), 2227 nucleotides long. RefSeq names its product putative leucine-rich repeat-containing protein DDB_G0290503. NCBI's taxonomy places the organism in Eukaryota, Metazoa, Arthropoda, Insecta, Hymenoptera, Formicidae. Gene Ontology annotation, molecular function: hydroxyisourate hydrolase activity. Bases 815 to 2170 code for a protein of 451 amino acids. The transcript has 7 exons. Gene Ontology annotation, biological process: purine nucleobase metabolic process. The record is from RefSeq and is a predicted model, not a curated record.
CUCUCCCUCUCCCUCUCUCCUCUGUCUUUGUAUCUCUUUGUCUCUUUCAUUCUUUCGCGCCGUUUGCAGGGGCUCCAUAGGGUCCCUUUUCGCGUUGCUCUAGGGUGCAUUCUGGAUGAAUUUUCUGUAUACUCUAGUCCACUGAUUGAUUCUUAAAGCACGUAUUUAUAUGAAACUGUUCCGGAAUGGAUUCCCUUUUCUAGAAUUAUUCUGUUUUUUUCCUAGAAAACGCGAAUGGAAAUCUAGAAGAUAAUUGAACAAUUCUGCGUAAAAAACUUAUUUAACUACUUGGAACUCAUUUAAAAUUUAUUAUAAAUUUAUUUGCUAUUCUGCUGCAACAUCAGGAUAAACGGAUCUCUCGUUCGAAGCUAGGUCUAUCGGUGGUACGUUGGCAGACUGCGACGAUGUGGAGCUCCGUUCUUUCGCGCGCGUUCGCUGGUUUUAUUUUAUUUAUUUAUUUUUUGUUCGAAAAUGAGGGACUCCAUGGGAACUAGAGGCUGCUAGAGACUCUCGAAUGGGAAUUUGGUCUAAAAGGAAGUCGUUGGAUGUCGAACGGAAUAUUUGUGACUAGCCAGCUUGUCAAGAUUUUUAAUAAUAACUUUUUUCUGCAAAUAAAUUGUGAAUAGAAAGUUAGUUUUAAGUUGGAUUACACUGGUUACAAUAGUCGUUAAAUUGGUAACCUGAAAAAAAGUAUCAAUCACAUUUGCGAAGAUGGUUGACUUCAGUACCCUCUCAACCAACUCGUGCUUACUGCCUGUAUUGCAAGAAGAAUUUACAUGCACAUCGUUUGUCAUUGUUGAAGCAUACGUGCACAAUGAAGCAUCAGCGCUCAGCUUUAUCGUAUCAAUUGGAAGAGAAACAGGCACGGAAGUCGGAGUCCGAUGCACCAGAAGUUGCACUUAUGGAAGAAGUUGAGACUAUGGAUGAAUCUCAAACGGAAUUGGUCGAAGACAAUGAUGAUGACAUCGAGUACGUCGUUGAAAGAUUAGAAACGGACGAGGAUACAAUGGAAUUCGAAGAUGUAAAAGAGAAUUUUGUGGAAGACAGCAUGGAGCAGGAAGAUGAAAAAGUGAUGGUGGAUGAUACGGAUAAUAGCCAAUCCAAUGAAGAUUCUACAUCUGUAAUAAAAAAGAUUAAAUUAUUGCCCGAGCAAAAGUGUAGAGAGAGAGAUCCUUUAGCAGAGGCGAUGGCCCAUGUUCACAGUGAGUAUCUCGAAGAGGAAAUCGGGAGUCAGGAAAAUGUGCAGAUGGAGAUGAUCGUGGAGUCCACUAAUGAUAUAUCUGGUCUAUCCGAGUCAGUGAACGACGAUAUCGAGAAAACAUCAAAAUUGCAUGAAAAUGAAAAAACGGUAAUCAGAGCCACCAAAAAUGGACAAGUCCUUCAGGAAGACAGUAAAAGUAAUCUGGUCGUCACCUCAUCGUUACUGAACACAGCUUAUCAGACAAAUAUCUCGACGAGUACAGCACCUAUUCAAAAUGCGAUUAAUUUUGUGCCGAUCGCGCCGAAGACUCAAAAGACCAUCACUUUGAUGUGCGGUAACAAAACGUUUACACUAACUGGUGGUACAUUUCAACCGGGCACGCAAUAUGUGCUGACCAAACUUAAGGGUAAGCCAACAACACUGAUGGUAGCCGACCAGAAAAAGGUCACGAUGAACGAGUCGAACAACAAAGUCAAAAUAGAAUCAUCUGAAACCAACCAAACAGCUACUCCUGGCACCAGCCAGCAAUCAACUGCUGCAGCAACUGUCAAUCAACAAUCAGCUGGCACUAAAAUAGCAUCUAAAAAAAAUGUUUCAGCAAGACAAUUAAUAAAACAGACUACAUCAAAAAAAUUACGCAUUUCUACAUACGUUGUGGAUACUGUCAAAGGAAUUCCAAUUAGUGGAUUACAAGUCAGCUUAUAUAAACUAAUGGAUGGUAAAUGGACUUUCUUGAAUGAAACUAAUACAUCUGCGGAAGGUUACUGUAAUGAUCUAGUAGAAAAGGUGAAUGGUACAAUCGGCCGUUACAAGAUUCACUUUGAUGUUGAUAAGUAUUUUACACUGAAAAGAAUAGAGACCAUGUUUCCGUUCGUCGAGAUCGUAUUUGAUGUAAAGAACCCUAAUGUUCACUAUCAUAUACCUCUUUUAUUGAGUCCCUUUGGCUAUACAAUCUAUCGUGGAACAUAAGUAUAAUAGAAUGAGUGAAACUUUCACAAACGUCUGUGCAGGUUUUAGAUAGAAAAA